AUGGCUCAACGCCAGCUUUCGCGCACUCUCCCGAAGAACUUCACCUUCUCCCUCGACGAUGAACCCCAGACCCCCGAGCGACCUAGGAAGACCAUUGAUGUCCCACCUCCUCCCCGUCACUCAAUCCACAGCUAUCGCUUGCCCCGAACUCGCGCUCGCACUGGUGUCGAUGUGAGCGCUCGUGUGGACAUGGCUAUCUUCCAAUUCAAAGGCUCGGAUGUUCCGCUGCCCUCCAUCGAAGUUCCCCAAUCAACCGGUGACUUCAACGCGCCUGUCCUCAGUGACAGUUCCAACGAUGAGGGCUUCCUUGCGCCACCUCGCUCGCGCAUGGAGUUCAAGACACCACCUGCGCAGAUUCGGGGCACACCUUUCGACUCUGGCGACGCCGCAACCCCAUGGCCAUCGUGGGACCAGACACCUGGUCCUCGCAUCAAGCGCCCAGACUCUGUAUGCUCGACUCUGUCUGACUCCUCUAUUGAAUCCAUUGAAACGUUUGCAUCGCGACCCUCUGUGGGAAGUUGCACCAGUGUUGAAAGCGACCUGUUCGAUUCAUACUUCCCGCUGGAAAUGUCCAAGGAGCCUGAGCUCGAGUCACCUUCGCGACCCCAGAAACAACACUCGCACGUGAAGAAGGCCGACAACUCAUGGACCCGCGAGAUGGACAAUCAUCUGUGGAAUACCUACCAAAUCUACCUCCAGGAUCCUACUAUGACGCCAUUCAAGAUGACACCAGGCAGCAUUCCUCCUCUGGGAGUCACAUCGCGUGUUGCACGCCGCGCCAGAAAGAAUUGGGAGAAGAAGCGCAAUCGCAUCGUUCAAUCCGUGUCAAUGGCGUCUGCUGAUGCGUUUGGAACAUCUACCCCCAAAGUCUCCGAUGAAGGGUCGCAACCACUCUGGCCUAAAUCCGACUCAAAGACUCGACAGCGUCUUAAGCUGUUGUGUCGGCGCAAGUUCUCUAUCUCACCUCACUACCAGCGAAUCAUGCAAUCUCGCACUCCUGAGCCUGUGACAGGGGUUUAUGGACCGCCCCCGGAAACUCGUGUGCACGAUUUCGCCGACAACUCGGCCUACACGACUCGCGACCUUGGUGUUUCUCUUGUUACAUCCUACGAUCCGACUCCACUUUCUCAAGUUACACAAGAUGUACCCUUGACUGCAGACUGGUUCAACACUCCUGUGUCUGCCACACCUGCACCUGCCCAGGUCGAGACCCCUGUGGCCAAGACGCCUUACCAACACCUUCGUGUCGAAUCCGCUCCCAGCAUCCCGCGCCUGGGAUCGCCAUUCGUGUACAAUACCUGGGGUCCAGGUGGAACGAGUCGCCAAGCCCAGAGAUUCAACUCCCCUCGACGCGAGACCAUUCAUGUUCCCGGUCAUCGUGCUCGCCGCAACACAUACUUGGACCAGUCUCUGCAAGAUCCCGAUGACGUCUUUGCCACCACAUCGAAGAAAAAGAACAAUCCCUCGGAAGAAGAAGAAGAAGUUGAUCGUCGCCUGGAGGACUAUGUUCGCGAUAACAAGUUCCAAGACAUGGGUCACGGCCGAGUUCGCAUCCGCAAUCGUGGAGCAACCAUUGGCGAUGUGAACCCUAGGGACAUGGACCAGCUUUUCUCUCCACCUUCUUCGCUCAAUUCGGGCCCAAUUGAACCCGAAGAGACCACACCCAUCGUGAAGCCCGGUAACCCCUUGUUGGACCUUGGCGAAAAUAUCAAACGCCUUGGCUCGCCUUUCCGUAUUGAAGGAGGACACAAGCGCCGCGAGCCUCUCAACCCGAGCCUCCAGACACGCGCCUGA
Messenger RNA from Penicillium soppii, 1794 nucleotides. RefSeq lists its product as uncharacterized. The record is from RefSeq and is a predicted model, not a curated record. The transcript has a single exon. NCBI's taxonomy places the organism in Eukaryota, Fungi, Ascomycota, Eurotiomycetes, Eurotiales, Aspergillaceae. Bases 1 to 1794 code for a protein of 597 amino acids.